Messenger RNA from Sorghum bicolor (sorghum), 1110 nucleotides. RefSeq lists its product as uncharacterized. Bases 43 to 876 code for a protein of 277 amino acids. The record is from RefSeq and is a predicted model, not a curated record. The transcript has 2 exons. NCBI's taxonomy places the organism in Eukaryota, Viridiplantae, Streptophyta, Magnoliopsida, Poales, Poaceae.
ACGGAAUUAACCACCGCCACUGUUUUCGUCGCGGCGUCCAGAAUGGAGUGCGCAAAGCCCUCCGUCGUCUCCACGCUGAUCAUCCUCGUCUUCGCGGUGACCGCGGAACCAGGGAUCGUCGCGUUGAAGCUGGAGCCGACUGGCACGAGCGCCCACUUCCCGCCUCUCCUCGACUGCGCUCUGGCUCCUGCGGCUGCGGGUGCCGUUGCGGCGCCCUCUAACAACCUCAGCGCGUUCCGCGACAACGUGCUGUCACUCCUCGGCGCGCUUCCGGCGGCCGCCGCGGCCGCGCCCACGGGCUUCGCCGCGGCGCAGUCCGGCGGCGACGACCACGCCUUCGCGCGAGCGUUCUGCUUCGGCUUCGGCGCGCGUCGCGGCUCCUCCCCUGACAACUGCCUGGAAUGUCUGUCCGCCGCCGUAGAGGACGUCGCCGACGGAUGCCACGGACGCCGCGGGGCGGUCUGGCGCGCCGGCUGCUUCCUCUCGUACGCGGACACCAACGCGUCCACGCCCCGGGAAGACGUGUUUCGCGGCUGGUUCUACGACGACGACGACGACGACACGCCGACCGCGGCGCUGGGCAGCCAGUGCGUGGCCACCAGCACGGCGGCGGAGUGCUCGCGGUGCCUGAACGAGUCGGCGCAAGUGGUUCCAAAGCUCAAGGAAGGGAGGCGGCUGUCGUUGGUCCACGGCGACGCGGUGGUGGUCGUCGGCUACUCCUGCUACCUGCGCGUCCCGUUAUUCCCUCCAAGGCCGCGGUCGGCGAACUACGUUUUUGGAGUCUUCGCAGUCUUUGACGUGGUUGGGCUAGUGAUAAUCGAAGUUGUGGGGCUUCUGUUCUGCAUCGACGUAGCUCGGGAGUUUAAUCCAGCAUGAGGUGGCCGCUGCGGAUCAUGAUGAAGGUUACCAGCAAUGGUCGAUUAGUGGAUCCUACGUUACUGUAUAUCCUAGUGCCUGAGCCUGUCUCUGCUAGAGGAAAACCCAAGUACUGAAAGCUCUACCUCUCAAUAUUCUUCUUCAGUGAACAGUUUGCUAGUUCGAGUUUUCUCUGCUCAUGUUCAUGUGAUUUUGAUCUAGCAGUGAGACUGGUAGCACCAAUCAUUAGUAACU